Messenger RNA from Rhizophagus irregularis DAOM 181602=DAOM 197198, 763 nucleotides. RefSeq lists its product as uncharacterized. NCBI's taxonomy places the organism in Eukaryota, Fungi, Glomeromycota, Glomeromycetes, Glomerales, Glomeraceae. Gene Ontology annotation, cellular component: proteasome core complex. The record is from RefSeq and is a predicted model, not a curated record.
UGUAGGAAGUUUUGUUCCUUGUAAUUCGGACUACAAUGAAUCCUGUUACUUUAUAUAAUAAUGAUAUUUUCACUAAUGUGCCGGUUGAAGCUCCAGUAGAACGAAAUUUUUACCCAUAUGCAGACAAUGGCGGUACUUCGUUAGGCAUUGCUGGUGCUGAUUUCUGUUUAAUGGCUUCCGAUACUCGCAAAAGCUCUGGAUAUUCUAUACAUUCGCGUUAUUCACCCAAAGCUUUCAAAUUAACCGAAAAAGCGGUGUUAGCUACAAAUGGAUUCGCUGCCGAUGGACUCGCAUUGACUAAGAGACUGGGACAAAAACUGGAGUGGUAUAAACACGCCCACGAUAAAGAAAUGUCAACACCAGCAUUGGCUCAGAUGCUGGCUAAUACCUUGUAUUAUAAACGUUUUUUUCCGUAUUAUACUUUCAAUUUGCUAGGAGGAAUUGAUGAACAAGGUAGAGGCGUGUUAUAUAGUUUUGAUCCCGUGGGAUCUAUGGGUACUGAAGUUUGUAGGGCUGGUGGCAGUUCUGCUGCUUUGAUACAGCCAUUUUUAGACAACCAGGUUGCAUUAAAAAAUCAACAAGGUGUUCAGCAAACUCCCUUGUCUUUGGAAGCGGCAAUUCGUAUUACGAAGGAUUCAUUCACUUCAGCAACAGAAAGGGAUAUUUAUACUGGCGAUUAUCUUGAAAUUUUUAUUAUUAGACAAGAAGGCACUACAAUUGAAAGGAUUGAUUUGAAAAAAGACUAAAAAAUCCUAGAACUUAU